AUGAUGAGUAAACUACCUGAGGACGUGGUGGAUGGGUUGAGCACUGAGGAGCUGGAGUGUAAAAUCUGCUAUUGUGCUUACAAUCUUUCCAGUCGGCGACCAAAAAUGCUUAAGUGCUGCCAUCGUUUGUGCUCCAAAUGCCUGGCAAAAAUCCUCAAUAUGGGUGAAUCACCUCCGAACUCAGUGGUCUGCCCUUUCUGCCGCUAUGUUACUGAUCUUCCUGGAGAAGCCUGUGGAAGUCUACCAGAUGACUACAACUUGUUGACUGUGCUGUCCAUCCAAAACCAAUACCUGAAGGGUAGCCAGAGUGAGAUUUUGCUUACUCCCAGACGUUUAAAUUCUCCAGUGGGUCACUCAGCAUCGGCAACGCCUUCGUCUCUAUGCUCCAACUACGUGGUCAUCGCUAUUAUGGAAUCACCACAGGAGUGUGCCAUUUCAGCAGAUCACCACUUCUCCAGCCUGGACUCCAUGGCCUCGGUGACACGACGGUGCACAGUGUGGAACUGUAUGAUGCUGCUGUGUCAUGCAUUGGCCACAAUUUUGGUGUGGGUCGUGGGACUGUUGUAUUUCAGCUCUCUGCCAACAGGAGUCUACUUAAUUAUCAUGAAGAAGACCACUCUGGGAGUUCUGAUGAUCAGUCUAGUGCCUGUCAGCCUGCUCAUCAUCAUUAUAUAUGGAAUGUGCCGGUGUGUGUGCCAUGAGUUUUGGGACUGUUUAAGACCACCUUAA
Tachysurus vachellii is the source of this 729-nucleotide messenger RNA. RefSeq names its product ring finger protein 182 (gene rnf182). The transcript has a single exon. Bases 1 to 729 code for a protein of 242 amino acids. Lineage: Eukaryota; Metazoa; Chordata; Actinopteri; Siluriformes; Bagridae. The record is from RefSeq and is a predicted model, not a curated record.